GUUGAGGCCGAAUUAAAGCCCGGUGACACGGAACGCUGUGCCGUAAUCGUGUCUCGCGCGUGUCCCGUUUCUUCCGGUAUUUUCUUCUUUCACGGAAAAAACGUGACGAAAAAAAUGGACGCCCUUCGCGAGCAAGUGAUGAUCAAUCAGUUCGUGCUGGCUGCAGGUUGUGCCAGAGAGCAGGCGAAACAGUUGCUGCAGGCAGCACACUGGCAAUUCGAGACUGCCCUCAGUAUUUUCUUCCAAGAGGCUGCGAUACCCCCGUGCGCGCAAGGACCCGGUACACAUUUCGGUCAGAUAACGCCGUGCAACACACCGGCCACGCCGCCAAAUUUCCCCGACGCGCUACUCGCGUUCUCCAAAAUGUCCGCCGGCGACAAAACUCCCUCGGGAAUGUCACCGAGUCAAAACGGGCUGCAUCAGAACUCAAUGCAGAUUGGCACACCGGCGCAGCAUCACGGCGGACGGUGUAGCGUGACCGGGAACGCGCAGCAACAAACGCAGAAUCAACAACAAUUCGGUCUUGGUGAACCGCAGAGAUAAAAAAAACUGGUCACUCGGCGGCCUGUGCGCGAGAUCCCCGAGGUGGUCGUUAUUGCGAUAUGUGCACUUUUAACGGCGUUCGAACGACGAGGAGGCAUGGUUUAACGAAAAAAAAAGUCGACUGAGACUGCUCCCAGGGUAACACGCGCUGUGGUGUGUGACACGACGAACGAUCAUAACCGAGAUUCAAUUCACGCGCUCGUUAUCCCCCCCCCCCCCUAAAAAAUGGACGCAGGAUUUCCUAGACGAUGCGCACCUAGGAGGAAAAAAUAAAAACCCUGAUUUAUUUAGCGCGUGUAGAAGCGAUUUCCGUUAAAACGGUCUAUUAUAUUUGAAUCACGGCGUAUACGUGGAUCUCUAGUAGCUGAUUAUACACACACACAUACACCACACAUAAACACACCAUCCUCGAUUGUUUUGUUAUUCUUUGAUGGUGCGUCGAUAAUGACGAUCGCGAUCGUCGUGCCCUCUAAGAACUCUCGAGACAAUUUUUUCUUCCGUCGGUAAAUAUGUGUAUGCCAGGUGAUUAAGACGCAGAACGAGAGAGGGGAGGUUAUGAAGACUUUAUUAUUAUUCUUCGUUUAUUUUCUUUCCCUCUCUCUCAUACACACAUAUUACACACUCCUCUAAACGCGCUACGGGACGGUAGUUCCUACGAUUAUGAAAGACAGCGAUACUCCUUUAGCGUUUAUGAAAUUAGUAAUGCGUCCAGAGACACGCCGCUUGGAUUGUAAAUGAGUAGCGAGAAGCCUCCUCCACCGUCCCGGGUAUCUUCCUCGUUGUUUCUCGAUCUACAGACUCGCGGCUAGAUAGGAAAUGUAGUUUUGUUUUUUCUCUCGUUUCCGUUGCGGUCCCUGUGUGAACCGCGGAAGUCAAUGAGAAAUUUAACGAUACCACUUCCACCACACCAUAGUACAAAAAAUUGCCGGCACUGGAUAGGCGCUUAGCGAUGAAGAAGGUUAGUUUCGUAUUUUUGUUAAAAAAAAAAAAAAAUAGGUCGAACGAGAGAGAGAAUAUCAUCGUGUACGUAAUAAUUCGAUUCCUGGCCAAGUCAGGGAUCUUAUGAAAAGGUCCGGGGAACGAUCUGACGACACUGGUGUUGUGUCCCUUUCGUGGCCCCGUUCUCUGUCAACGACGAUCGAACCCCCGAUCAAGGGAGGAUCAACACCGAAAUCUGAUCUUAUCAGCGUGUAUUGUUUUGUAACGAGCGUAGGCGUAACGAAAGCGAAGAGUUUGUUCAGAAGCUCUAUAAGAGAGCGAUGAAUAAAUAAAAAAAAAAAAUAAGUAAAGAUACGGGGCUUUAAUUAUAGUGAAUGAGAAACCACCACAAAUUAUAAUUAUGUAAAAAAAAUUGUAAAAAGAAAUUUAUUCAGUACGUAAUUUUGUCCAUUAGGUAUAUAUUUAUGUAAAGUUAUUUGAACGAACGUAUAGAAAAUGAACAACGUACGAACUCACUUCACUGUCAUUCGUAACACACACAUGCACACAAAAACACCCACAGAGAGAUGACUUGCUCAGAUAGUAUCCAGUGUAGGUUAUUUUUUUUCUACAGAGAAAAUAAAGCAGUGGAGCCAUAUUAGCUGAGCUGUUUCACCGUCAAUUGAAUUUACACAAUUACGAAUAGAGAGGAUUUCGUACUGCCUGCCCCCGUUUCACGGUGUACACGAUUUCAUCGUAAAUUUCAUAUUAAUUCGCUGAAAUUCGUGCGCGGCAGCUUAUUGUAAUUCCACCUCCGAGAACAGUAUGUAAUACAUGAAAAAAAAAAAAGAAUGUUUUUUGACAUUCGGUCGUCCCUGUUUAUAAAUACCGGCAAUCGGUAACUCGCAACUGAAGUCUUUUCACGUCUUUUUUCGAUCUGCUUGAAUGACUUUUUUUUUUCCCUCCCCACGAUAGUUUAUUUAAACUCGCACACUGCAUCUACAAUUCUUGAUUAAUUUAAGAACAAUGGAAUGAAAAUGGUCAUUGUUGAUGGAUGGACAGGCUGGCCCGACACGAUAAGGAUUAACUGUGAAGAAAUCUAUCGAAAAAUGUUAAUCACUUCAAUCACACAGUUUGCAAAGUCGUUUGUCCACGAUCAGCGUUACGGUC
Dufourea novaeangliae is the source of this 2631-nucleotide messenger RNA. Its product is annotated as UBA-like domain-containing protein 2. Lineage: Eukaryota; Metazoa; Arthropoda; Insecta; Hymenoptera; Halictidae. The record is from RefSeq and is a predicted model, not a curated record. The transcript is spliced from 4 exons. The coding region runs from base 115 to 543 and encodes 142 amino acids. Gene Ontology annotation, molecular function: protein binding.